Lottia gigantea (owl limpet) is the source of this 897-nucleotide messenger RNA. RefSeq lists its product as hypothetical. Bases 1 to 897 code for a protein of 298 amino acids. The record is from RefSeq and is a predicted model, not a curated record. Lineage: Eukaryota; Metazoa; Mollusca; Gastropoda; Lottiidae. The transcript has 3 exons.
AUGGCGAGGCCACGCCGGAUACUUAUACUGUUUAUGAUAUAUCUGUUUGGAUUUAUUAAUGGUGUAAAUGGGAAUGCUAAAUUAAUUGACCCUCCGAACAGAUCUUCUAUGUGGCGAUACGGAUUCGAUGUACCAGUCAACAAACAAGAUGGCUAUUUAAAUUGUGGAGGCAUUGUGGUAAGUACUCUACAGAAUAACCAAGGUCGAUGUGGGAUAUGCGGUGAUAAUUUUAGUGCUCAGAAGGAGAAUGAAUACGGAGGAAAAUACGGUACAGGAUUUAUUGGUAAAAACUACACUCAAGGAGAAACGGUUCCUUUUACUGUUCAAUUCGUUUUGGGCCGGCCUGGAAAUUUCCAAUUUCGAAUAUGUAAAUUAGAGUCGAAGAUGCAAGAAGCCACUCAAGAAUGCCUCAAUCGUACUACAUUGGCGACAGCAGAUGGUGCAACCAAACUAAAAAUUGCCUCAUCACCAAGAAAUAAAAAUGUAACAUUUGAUAUAGUUUUACCAACUGAUUUGAACUGUGAACGCUGUGUUUUACAAUGGACAUACACAACUUCGGUAGUCUAUGGUUGUGAUAAACAGAACAACUGCUGUUUUGGUUGUGGUAUACAAGAACGAUAUGUUAAUUGUGCUGAUAUUCGUAUUAAUCCAUCUCAGGCAGCACUUACCGCAGCAGCUAUGACUACUACUAAUGCCCCUCCAGAAGAUACAACUACUACUGUUCCACCUGGUAGUGUUGGAGGAUCUGCUCCCGUAUCUUCAAAUGUAAGCUUUAUUUCUCUGACCCCCCGACAGUUGGAAAUUAAAAAUGAGCAUUCCUGGCAAAAUGUCUCUCAUUGCACAUUACAUGGCGUCGCCGGUCUUCAUAAGCCAAGUGUACAGAAUAGUAGGACGUAA